AUGUCCGAUCCUCACCCUUCAACAACGGAGACCGAUCUUCUCCUGCCCACUGUGAAUCGACCCUCACGCUCACUGAAGUUCCUUCCCCAUCUCGAGAUGUUUCCUCAACCUCGAGAUAAAUUCUCCAUGUCUCUAGUCUAUACAUCAUUGGUAGUGUUCGUCCCGCUCACUUGGUAUUUAGUCUUUUCGGGUGAUAUAUCAGCUAUGGGUUGGUUCGCCUUACAUCCUCCUAUGCAAUCUUUGGCCAUAGCUGGGUUUGUGUUAGGCAUAACACCUCUUCAACCUUAUCCCUCAUCCACUCACAUCCGUCAAACACGUUUAAUAACUCAUCAAACAUUCAUCUAUCUAUCUUCCCUCUUUCUCCUUUUGGGUACAUCGGCAAUGUGGUAUAACAAACAUCUACAUUCUGCGAAACAUUAUACAACUUGGCAUGGACGAUUUGGAUUGUUAUUCGUUUGUUGGAUUAUAUUACAGGGUUUAAUAGGUGGUUUAAGUAUCUGGAAAGGGGGGGAAAUGUUGGGUGGAGGUGAGAAAGCUAAGAGGGUUUAUAAGUAUCAUCGUCUAUCGGGAUACCUAUUACUCACUCUGGCACUUUUCACUGCUCAUCUAGGUGGAGCUCAUUCAGACUGGGCGUUUUCACGAAAUGGUUUUCGUUGGUUACGCCUGAUAGUGUUUUGGAUCACAUUGCCUUUAUUAUGGAUAGGAAUCUUUAGUCGAUUACGCGGCUGUUUACGUAUGUGA
Molecule: messenger RNA, 741 nt
Organism: Tremella mesenterica DSM 1558
Lineage: Eukaryota; Fungi; Basidiomycota; Tremellomycetes; Tremellales; Tremellaceae
Exons: 5
Coding region: 1-741 (246 amino acids)
Molecular function (GO): transmembrane monodehydroascorbate reductase activity
Source: RefSeq, a predicted model, not a curated record